Onthophagus taurus is the source of this 1967-nucleotide messenger RNA. Its product is annotated as carboxylic ester hydrolase-like. Gene Ontology annotation, molecular function: hydrolase activity. The record is from RefSeq and is a predicted model, not a curated record. Lineage: Eukaryota; Metazoa; Arthropoda; Insecta; Coleoptera; Scarabaeidae.
AAUCGCUUUAACGAUAGAAUUUUUUACACGUCAAGACCACUCGAGUGGUUUUAGUUGAACACGAAACGUUGUUUAAAUUGAUAAACAACAUGUUCUAUUUCGUACUUUUCGCACUAAUUUUUGCAUCAACCGGUGCAGAAAAAGACCUUAUUCUUCAACUUGAAGAUGGUUUAGUGGAGGGUUUUUACAAAACUUCUUAUAACGGACGUAAAUAUGCUUCGUUUGAAGGAAUUCCUUUUGCUACACCUCCUAUACAAAAAUACAGAUUUAGGUCCCCACAACCUGCACAAAAAUGGAACGGAACUUUACCAGCAAAUCAAGUAUAUACAUGCAUACAAUUAGCAGGAGAUAAAGUAUUUGGAACAGAAGAUUGUCUUUACAUCAACGUUUAUGUUCCAAAAGAAAAAAUUAAUCGAGAAGACAAAUUGAAUGUUAUCGUCCACAUUCAUGGGGGUGCUUUCAUGAUGGGAAGCGGUCACAGUUUCGCGGGUCCAUCAAAAAUCAUGGACCGCGAUGUAAUUUUAGUUAAUUUUAAUUAUCGUCUCGGCCCAUUUGGCUUCUUAGCAACCGAAGACGACGUUUUUCAUGGUAAUUACGGAAUGAAGGAUCAAAUCCAAGCUUUAAGAUGGGUUCAAGCAAACAUAGAACAUUUUGGCGGGAACAAAGAUUCAGUUACAAUUAUUGGUUUAUCUGCUGGUGGAGCUAGUGUUCAUUUACAUUAUUUCAAUUGGGAUACUGAGGAGGUUUUAUUCCAUAAAGGGUGGGCGCAAAGUGGGGCCGCUUUAAAUCCUUGGGCGGUAAGAAUGAGUUCUUGGCCAAACGCAAAGAAAUUAAUUAAUGACGUUGGAUGUAAAGAUGAAAAUAUAAAAGUGACUUUGAGAUGCAUGAGGCAAAGAACUGCUAUACAAAUUGCCGAAAGUGUAAAAGGGAUUUAUUUGAAGCCGUUGUUGCCUUUAGCACCUUUUGCGCCAAAUUCUGAAUUAAUGAGUACGAAUAAUCAAGAUCCUUUUUUGAUAACUCCACCUUACGUGCAACUUAAAAGCGGGCAUGUUUUGGAUCGACCUUUUAUUAUUUCUCAAACUACAGAUGAAGGAAUGUUACCAGCAGCAAUAUAUUAUAAUAAUUUAGACGAAAUUGAUAGAGAUUGGAACAAAUUAGCACCAUACAUGUUGGAAUUUUACCAUGCUCCGGAAGAAGAUUGGGUAGAAAUUUCCAAAAAAAUCAAAGAUUUUUAUUUUAAAGGAGAAAACAUCACUAAAUCUAAUUUUAAAUCGUUCCUAAAGGUUUGUAAUCAACGUCUAUUUCAUAUGGGAGCUGAAAAAUCAGCCAAAAUGCAAGCAAAUAUUUCAAAUUCAGACGUUUACUUUUUGAUGUUUGGUUAUCCUGGAGCUGAUAAUCCUAUGAAGACACUAUACAACGCAGAAGUGGAGGGUGUUGGACAUGGAUAUGACGCAAAAUUCUUUUAUGAUUUUGAAAUGUUGAUGGGUGCAAGAUUAACUCCCGAAGAAGAAAAAAUGAAAGAUAUUAUGCUAGACUUUUUGGUCUCUUUUGCUAAAACCGGUAAACCAACUUCUAAUGGUAUUGAAUGGAACCCAGUUGCCAAGGAAGGAAAUUUAAAAUAUUUAUUUAUUAAAAAUCCUGAAGAUAUUCAAAUGAAAUCUACGAAACGUUUGGGAGCUUACGAAUUUUGGAAAUCGUUGGGAAUCAAAGAGGAGGAAAAUCUUUAUCAUUUUACAGCGGCAGGAAUCGAAAUAAAAUAAUUUGACUUGAAAUUCUAUUAUAAGUUGUAAUUAAAAGAUAUAUAUUUCAAUCACGUAUUUUGUAAUAUUUUUGAAUAAAAAUGUUCAUCAUAAUCCUAAAUGAGGAAAUCCUUGUGAAUGUAGCUCCUACAGCUAGUAAUAUUUUCAAUGUUAUAUUGCUAACUUUAUUGUGGUUAUAUUAAAAUAAACUAUAAGUCUAAAUAAAAA